AUGUCGGAACGUAAGGUGUUGACGAAAUAUUAUCCUCCGGAUUUCGACCCAAGCAAGAUCACUCGAACGAAAAAGGUUCCCGGCGAAGUAGGCCCUAAGACACAGACAGUCCGCCUCAUGGCUCCCUUUAGUAUGAAGUGUACCGCGUGCGGUGAAUAUAUUUAUAAAGGGAGGAAAUUCAAUGCGCGCAAAGAAACUACCGACGAGAAGUAUUACGCCAUCACGAUUUACAGAUUCUACAUCCGCUGUACCAGGUGCAAGGCUGAGAUUUCAUUCAAGACGGACCCGAAAGGGAUGGAUUACGAAUGCGAACGAGGCGCGAAACGUAAUUUCGAGCCCUGGAGAGCGAAUGGUGAGAGUGCCAAGGUUGAGUCGGAAGAGGAAAGGCUGGACAGGCUUGAGGCGGAAGAGGCAGAACAAGGAAGUGCGAUGGAACAACUAGAGGCAAAGCAAGUGGACGCGAAGAGAGAGAUGGAUAUUGCAGAUGCUCUUGAUGAGAUCAGAACGAAGAAUGCAAGAAUACAACGUGCGGAAGGAAAAGAUGAGGCUGACAAGGCCCUCGAAAUUGCUGAGCAGCAGCGGAGAAGAGUGGAGGAGGAACGACAGAGGAUCGAGGAAGAAGACGCUGCGGAGGCGAGAAGAGCGUUCGCAAGGAGCACAGACGCCAAUGAAGCUACUGCUAAAGAGGGAAGCGAAGCGUUCGCCCAAAACUCGACGAAUAAGUCAGAUGAAAGCAAAGCUCCGAAGGCAGGGGAUAUGGCCCCACCGUCAUUCAAACGAACGGUCAAGAAGAAGAAGGAUUUCGGUGCUGCGUUAGGUAUCAAAAGAAAGUCACUAGUAUAG
Molecule: messenger RNA, 843 nt
Organism: Bacidia gigantensis
Lineage: Eukaryota; Fungi; Ascomycota; Lecanoromycetes; Lecanorales; Ramalinaceae
Exons: 2
Coding region: 1-843 (280 amino acids)
Biological process (GO): mRNA splicing, via spliceosome
Cellular component (GO): U2-type catalytic step 1 spliceosome
Source: RefSeq, a predicted model, not a curated record